Molecule: messenger RNA, 3428 nt
Organism: Cherax quadricarinatus
Lineage: Eukaryota; Metazoa; Arthropoda; Malacostraca; Decapoda; Parastacidae
Source: RefSeq, a predicted model, not a curated record
AUACAAAAGGGAAAAGAAUCGACACCGGGAAACUGAGAAUGACUGGUUUUUUUUCCUUUUAGUUUAACUGAUCACUCUGUUGGGGUCCUUUUCAGCAGAUGAGAUAUCAGUAAGGUUUUGAGGCUAUCCCUUCAAGUCAUUGUUUUUUUUCUUAGUCCUAAGUUUCCUGGGGGUUGUGUUUCAGGUCAGGUAGAUAUAGUAAUUUACCUUGGGGUUGUAUUUCAGGUCAGGUAGACAUAGUAAGUUACCUGGGGUUGUGUUCCAGGUAAGGUAGACAUAGUAAGUUACCUGGCGGUUGUGUUUCAGGUCAGGUAGACAUUGUAAAUUACAUGGGGGUUGUGUUUUAAGUCAGGUAGACGUAGUGAGUUACCUGGGAGUUGUGUUUCAGGUCAGGUAGACAUAGUAAGUUACCUGGUUGUUGUGUUCCAGGUCAGGUAGACGUAUUGAGUUACCUGGAGGUUGUGUUUCUGGUGAUAAGUUUAGUGUGAGUGUGUUGAUUCAGGUGUUAAUUAAUUCUGAUGUUGCACAGGUGUCCACGAGACCAGGACAACGGCAGCGUGGGGUCAUGCAGCCCCCCUCCCUCCCCCCUCACAACAGCGCCCACCCCCGCCCACCCCGUGGCCUCAGCUGACAGCGAGGCCCCGGCCCACCUCUCCUCGCCACCCACCACUCUCCAGGUGCCGCCUACCCACCCAGGACUCACCCUCUCAGGUCUCAUGGGACUGCCGCUCAAACCCCUUGGCGCCACGGAGAUCAGGGAGGUGGGUGGACUUGACGAAGAGCUGGAUCCUAGCGUGGCCGAACUGCUGGGCUCAGGAGAUGAGCGCACUGCGGCCCUCAGGACCUACCAGCGCUUCUACCUGCGUCUGGUGCAGUGGCUGGGUCGCAAGCGGCGGCCAGGCCGCACCCCCAGGUCUGCUGAGCACCAUGCCAAGGUGCACUAUGGCCUGCGGCCGGAAGCGCCUCCCCACGACACCAAAACGGCCCGGAAAAGAUUCGCCGACAUGUUGCGUCGCGCUGCACGAGGCGGGUCCUGGGAGGAGGGCAGGACGUUGUUGGCGCAGCAGGAGAGCGGGUAUUCCUCUCCUAAUAUAUCCGCACAGCACACCCCUACUGCUCAUCACCGCCUCGUCAACCCACCCGGGUUUAUGCGGCGCUCUCUAGAACUCUCUCCCCAGCGUGCGCCCUCUACCAGACCUCGCAUGUCGCUCCCAGCAGACCAUCUUAGACGUACCCUCGAUGGCCGGUUCUCGGUUCAAGCCGCGGAGCGACGAAGACGACUGUCAAGAGGGAAAACCAUCAGUCAGGAUGAAGGAUUCCCUCCAGCGCCGCCACAGACACUAACCACGCCUCAAGAACCGAACUGCAGCGGUCGGCCGAACACUCCGCUGGUGACGAGCGCCCGAAGAAUGUCCCGACCGGGAUCUUCGAGCCGAGAAGAGAGCACGGGGGAGGAGAGUGGAUUCGAGGAGGAGGAGCCUGUGGAAGUUCGAGUCCCACCUCUAGUGCCUGAAGAGAGACGUGACUCCGGUGGGUCCACGACUCAGACAGCCACCACACACGACCCUCUUGCUGAGUGGGCCAUCUCUUGGGACCAACUGAGGUUCGGCCAUGUUCUUCGGCGCGGCUCCACCACCAACAUAUACAGGGGUCGUUGGCACGGAGACGUCAUGAUACAUACGUUUGAUGGCUCCGACGCCACCACGGAGCGCCGGUUCUGGGAGCUGGUGUCCAGUCUGUCGAUGAUCCGUCACGAGAACAUUGUCUUGUUCAUGGGCGCGUGCAUGUUGCCGCCCAACCUGGCCAUCGUGACGGGCGUGCGGCGAGGCAUGUCCCUGCACCAACACACCACCUCCAGGGGAUCCAUACCAUACCCAUCCCGGGUCAACAUUGCUCGCCAGGUGGCGCAAGCGAUGUCGUACCUGCACUCUCGGGGGAUCAUCCACGGCCGCCUCAACUCCCGCAACGUGUUCCUGGAGGCUAAGAUCAAGCUAAGUCUCUUGGACCACAGCAUGGCAGAGUCUGGACCUGCAGGAGAGCACACAGGCUGUCUAGCUCAGGGUCUACUGAGCUAUCUUCCUCCGGAGAUGAUGCGGACCCUUGAGGUGGUACCUCCACACGUGACGGUCAAGGCAUCGCCCACCCAGCAGUCAGACGUGUACAUGUACGGCACUCUCCUUUAUGAGCUGUUCGCCGAGGCCCCCCCCUUCACCAUGCAGCACCCACACGCUGUCAUCCUGCAGGUGGGCAGACGAAGACAGCCACCCACGGGAGACCUCCAGUGUACACAGAAUCUGAAGCCGCAGCUCAUCCUGUCAGCUGCAGCUCAUCCUGUCAGCCGCAGCUCGUCCUGUCAGCCGCAGCUCAUCCUGUCAGCCGCAGCUCGUCCUGUCAGCCGCAGCUCAUCCUGUCAGCCGCAGCUCAUAAUGUCAGCCACAGCUCGUCCUGUCAGCCGCAGCUCAUCCUGUCAGCCGCAGCUCAUCCUGUCAGCCGCAGCUCAUCCAGUCAGCCGCAGCUCGUCCUGUCAGCCGCAGCUCGUCCUGUCAGCCGCAGCUCAUCCUGUCAGCCGCAGCUCGUCCUCCGCAGCUCAUCCUGUCAGCCGCAGCUCGUCCUGUCAGCCGCAGCUCGUCCUGUCAGCCGCAGCUCAUCCUGUCAGCCGCAGCUCGUCCUGUCAGCCGCAGCUCAUCCUGUCAGCCGCAGCUCGUCCUGUCAGCCCAGCUCAUCCUGUCAGCCGCAGCUCGUCCUGUCAGCCGCAGCUCAUCCUGUCAGCCGCAGCUCGUCCUGUCAGCCGCAGCUCAUCCUGUCAGCCGCAGCUCGUCCUGUCAGCCGCAGCUCGUCCUGUCAGCCGCAGCUCAUCCUGUCAGCCGCAGCUCGUCCUGUCAGCCGCAGCUCAUCCUGUCAGCCGCAGCUCGUCCUGUCAGCCGCAGCUCAUCCUGUCAGCCGCAGCUCAUCCUGUCAGCCACAGCUCGUCCUGUCAGCCGCAGCUCAUCCUGUCAGCCGCAGCUCAUCCUGUCAGCCGCAGCUCGUCCUGUCAGCCGCAGCUCGUCCUGUCAGCCGCAGCUAGUCCUGUCAGCCGCAGCUCAUCCUGUCAGCCGCAGCUCAUCUGUCAGCCGCAGCUCAUCCUGUCAGCCGCAGCUCGUCCUGUCAGCCGCAGCUCGUCCUACACCACUGGGACAGUUACACCACUGGGCAGUUACACCACUGGACAGUUACACCACUGGACAGUUACACCACUGGACAGUUACACCAAUGGACAGUUACACCACUGGACAGUUACACCACUGGACAGUUACACCAAUGGACAGUUACACCACUGGACAGUUACACCAAAUGGACAGUUACACCACUGGACAGUUACACCACUGGACAGUUACAACCACUGGACAGUUACACCACUGGACAGUUACACCACUGGAAAGAACUAUUAG